AUGGCGCACGAGCACGAAUUCCCCGAGAUCCAGGGCGGCGGGUCGCUGAUCCUGGCCUGGCAGAUUCGCAACAAGCGCGUGUUGGUCGUGGGCGGUGGCGAAGUCGCUGCCGGGCGCAUCGUGAACGUCCUCAACGCCGACGCCAAAGUCACCGUCGUCUCCCCGCGCGAUGGUCUGAACCCAGAAGUUGCCUACCGAAUUGAGCAGAAGCAGGUGGACUAUGUCGACCGCAAGUUCGAGCCCUCGGACUUGGACGGUGCCGACAUGGUCAUGACCGCCGUGGACGAUCCCGAGGCCUCAACUCAGAUCUGGAAGCUGUGCAAGGAGCGGAGGAUAGCAGCCAACAUUGCCGACGUGCCGCCCGAGUGCGACUUCUACUUUGGCAGCGUGCAUCGCGACGGGCCGCUCCAGAUCAUGGUCAGCACAAACGGAAGAGGGCCCCGGCUGGCGAACAUUGUUAGGCGGCAGAUUGCUGCAAACCUGCCUCCGAACAUCGGCCAGGCUAUCACGAGAGUCGGUAUGCUGCGCAAGAAGCUGCGGCAGGUGGCGCCCGACAUCUCAGAGGGUCCAAAGCGAAUGGCCUGGAUGAUCAAAGUCAGUGACUCGUACUCGCUCGAGGACCUCUGCUCCAUGUCUGAGACCGAUAUGGAGCAGCUCUUGGGCUACUACAAGCCCAACACUGUACCUAGUCUAGACCUGCUCCGGCUGCAAGAGCCAGACGGUGCUUUUGAUGGGCCAUUCCUUAUAUAAAAGCUCACAUGG
Boeremia exigua is the source of this 762-nucleotide messenger RNA. Its product is annotated as siroheme synthase-like protein Met8. Gene Ontology annotation, biological process: siroheme biosynthetic process. The record is from RefSeq and is a predicted model, not a curated record. Lineage: Eukaryota; Fungi; Ascomycota; Dothideomycetes; Pleosporales; Didymellaceae. Gene Ontology annotation, molecular function: protoporphyrin ferrochelatase activity; precorrin-2 dehydrogenase activity. Bases 1 to 750 code for a protein of 249 amino acids. The transcript has 3 exons.